Messenger RNA from Lampris incognitus (smalleye Pacific opah), 1814 nucleotides. It is a transcript of the gene fblim1, whose product is annotated as filamin binding LIM protein 1. The record is from RefSeq and is a predicted model, not a curated record. NCBI's taxonomy places the organism in Eukaryota, Metazoa, Chordata, Actinopteri, Lampriformes, Lampridae. Gene Ontology annotation, cellular component: focal adhesion; stress fiber. The coding region runs from base 254 to 1411 and encodes 385 amino acids. Gene Ontology annotation, molecular function: filamin binding. Gene Ontology annotation, biological process: cell-cell adhesion. The transcript is spliced from 8 exons.
CUCCCUUCUCUGAACAAUGCCGUGAUUCAUCGCACUGUAAUGCACUUUUGCUCAAUCACUGGUUGGUUUUUGGGUGCAAACGCUGGCUGGGAGCUGAGCGCUCCGAUUCGACAGAAGAAGAAGAAGCAAGUCUUCCCCCGUUGUCACCGGCGAGCACGCGGCACGCCGGAGCCGCGCGUCAAGCGAGGCGUCAGCACGAGCUAUGAUCUGCAGCGCUGAUAUCUAUAUGCAUGUGUGUAUGUGUCACUGAGGCAUGGCAUCGGCAGCUUCACCGAAGAGGAUGGUGUCCUCCGUCUUCAUCACUCUCGCGUCCCCUUACCGGGCCACCGUGACGCCGCAGCAGCACACGCUCCAAACCCACAAUGCCCCCGCGAGGGAUAAACGGUACACCGCCGUGCGAGUCGACCCGAGCGGCAGCAUCCACGCGCACAGCCAAAGGUACUGGAACGACAGUCGCUCGUCUGAGCCCCACGGCGGCAGAGACGGCGCGAAUCAGACUGAUGUAGCGGCUUUGGACCAGGCCCAGGCUCGCAGCCCCACGGCCGCCCGCCCCGGACCAGUCAGAGCAGAGCUGCAGAGGGACGGGGGAAACGAAGAGGUCUCUCCUCCGGCUCCCUUGCCGCCCUCGUCUCUACAAACAGGACUCGCGGAGGAUUCAGCUCCUGCGCGACCCUCUCCUGCAGAGGAACCUCUCUCCUCCCCUCUGUCCCGAGGCCAAACACCACUUUACAGCAAACAGACAGAGACCAGAACAGUGUCUAGUGAGGGGGGUGAAGAACAGCCCCAACUGGCUCCCGGCAGUGAUCAGCUGAUGAGUCCAGACAGUCGUGAGGUGUGCGGGUUCUGUCGCAAGAAAGUGGCUCUUGCUGAGCCUGCGAUAGAGGCCCUGAACAGGACCUACCAUGACAGCUGCUUCCAGUGCAGGCAGUGCCAGGCUCCUUUAGCUGGCAAACUGUACUACAACAAGGCAGGAGUCCCGCUCUGUGAGGACUGCUACCAGGCCAGUCUGGACCUUUGCUGGGCAUGUGGUGAAGUUAUCAAAGAUAACGUCAUCCGUGCACUGGAACGAACAUAUCACCCCCCCUGCUUUACAUGUGCAACGUGUCACCAGCCAAUCGGGGAGCAAAGAUUUGCCCAGGGAGAAGUUGGGGAAGUUUAUUGCCUCCAGGACUACUACAGGGAAUAUGCUCCUCAGUGUUGUGCCUGCAAGCAGCUUAUAAUUCCAAGAGAAGACGGCACUGACAGCUACACGGUAGAAUGCCUGGGACGCUCCUUCCACGAGGACUGCUACCGCUGUGAGGUUUGUCUCAUCCAGCUCUCUCCUGAGCCAAACGACCAAGGCUGCUAUCCGUUGGAUGGAAGGGUGCUUUGCAAAUCUUGCCACCUGAGCCUUGUUUCUGCCGAGCACUAAUGCCGGGCCUCGCAACCCGGGGCGAGGUGGAACCGGUGAAGAAGUGACAGGAGUCCUGCUUCAACAAGACAGGAGAGUCUCUCCUGUGCAUCUUCAGACUUUCGGACGGGGACGUCGCAAACUUUCUUUUUCAACAGAGUAAUCUCUAUGAGUGGUUGUUUUGGCAAUACAUAGCUCUUGUUAAUGUGCCUCCUAUUCCUCUUUCAUACGUGAUAAUUUUGCACUCUUUUUAACUCACAACAAUAUGCACCAAAGAAAUGUAUUCUUCUAAAUCCAACUCUCAUGAACAAUGUAGUAAGCAUUUUCUAAAUCCUAUGUAGGCUAUGUUUUAAAAAAAAACUGAACCAAUAUAUUUCAAUCAGUGUAUCUUUUUAUAAGAAAAAAAAUAAACUAAUAUAUUUUA